AUGGAAUCCAACACGUCGUCAUCGAUGCCACCGGAUUUGGCUGCAACGAACGGAACCACAAAUCCAGUGUCGCCAUCGCUAGUCAAUUUGUACAGAAUAACCAAAGUUCUGGAUCGUUUGGCUUUUCACUUUCAACCUGGCAACCGGAGCGAUUCUUUCGAGUUUUUUAACCUAUGCCUCUCCCUCUCUAGAGGGAUUGAUUAUGCACUUGCCAAUGGUGAACCUCCGCCAAAAGCUAAUGAACUGCCUACCUUGAUGAAACAGAUGUAUCAAAGAAAGACGGAUGAACUAUCACUUGCAGCUGUGAUGGUUUUGAUGAUAUCUGUCAAAAAUGCCUGUAAAAUUGGAUGGUUCCAGAAGAAAGAGUCAGAAGAACUUUUAACUAUUGCUGACGAGAUAGGAAAGAUCUACUGCACUCUGGGAAAUAUUAUUAACGGACCUAGUUCUAGCCAUUCUGCAGUAUUAACUAUAAUGGAAAGGUUCUAUCCAAGAAUGAAAUUGGGUCCAAUAAUUGUGACAAUCGAAGCUCAGCCUGGAUAUGGAGCUUCUGCUGUUGACUUCCAUAUCACAAAGAACAAUGUUCACUCAGAUAAAAAAAUUUGGUUAUUGGUGGCACAAACUGAUAACAUUGAGACAUCUGCAUGCCUCAUCAGCCCUCAGGAAGUAAAUUUUCUCCUGAAUGGAAAAGGAAUUGACACAAGGACUAACUUUCGAAUGGAUCCUGGGCCACAGAUGCCGACUAAUGUGACUAGUGUGCUUAAAUUUGGGACAAAUCUGCUUCAAGCUGUGGGUCAGUUCAAUGGUCAUUAUAUUAUACUUGUUGCCUAUAUGAGUGUUGCAUCCUUGCCUGAGCAUCCAGUUCUUCCACCAGAUUAUGUUCAGCCUGCUGUUACUUCCGUCGAUUCAGAUUCAGAUAUUAUAGAGGGGGCAUCACGAUUCUCACUUAAUUGUCCGAUAAGCUUUACACGUAUCAAGACUCCUGUUAAAGGUCGGUCAUGCAAACAUUUUCAGUGCUUUGACUUUGACAACUUCAUUAAAAUAAAUUCUAAGAGACCUUCCUGGCGCUGCCCCCAUUGCAAUCAGAAUGUCAGCUAUACAGAAAUUCGUCUAGACAGAAACAUGAUUGAGAUCCUGGAAAAAGUUGGCGAGAACAUUGUGGAAGUGACUGUCCAUGCUGAUGGAUCGUGGCAGCCAGUCUUGGAAAAUGAUCAUGAUGUGGGUAAGAUACAGAAUAAGGUCCACAAUUGUGAUAAGGAACAGACUGAACAGCAAGAAUCUGCUCGAUCCCCUGAUACAUUUCCCCAUGUCGUGGACCUCACCAACAAAGAUAAUGAUAUGGACGUAAUAAUGGAUACUUGUGAAACUGCAGAUAGAAAGCCUUCACAGGGUUCUGCUCCGACCAGUGUUCAAAUCGAAGACGAUUUUUGGGCUGGACUUUAUAUUGCCAACACUGGGUCUGAUACUCCUACAGUUGGUGUCACCGACCUUGCUGUUCUGGCCGAUGCUGUUUCUCCUGCAUUAAUUCAAGAAUCUGAGGGUCAUGACAGUAUUUCUGCCAAUCAUAACCAGUUCCUGGCACUGAAUAAUUUGCAGAUGAUGAAUAAUUACAUGAGUUCAUUUGUUAGUGAGUAUGGGAGGUCAUCUUCGUCACCAAGACAUAUUCAAAGGACUCCAGUAGCUGUUCAGGCCCUUCCAGUCCCAUCUCAGCCAUUAGGACCACAGCAAAAUUCAGUAACCAAUUUGGAUUCCUUGAUAACCAGCAGUCCCUCUGCUACUCAUGUUUCUUUGUCCAACCCUGCCUCCGCAGAUCCUUACAAUGCCAUACUGAGUGAUGCAGAAAGACAGCAACUUUUUUCUCGAUCCCCGCUGAACAUGCCUCAGGUCUCAGCAGCAACACAGAACCGAAUGCCAUCCGUUAAUAUGCCAGCCCCAACUCAUAAUCGAGUGCCACCAGUUAGUAUGUCAGCCACAACUCUUAACCGAGCACCAAGUCAUUUGCAAAACCAACAAUACAGAGCAGGUAUGCUGAAUGAUUUUAGAAAUUCCCACCUGCAGCAAACUCUGAAUCCCAGGGCGCAUACACCGAUGCAACCGUUAAAUGCUCAACGAUCUCACACUCAGCAAGGGGUUUCACAAACUAAUGCAGCUGGAGGUGCAGCAAAUAGCCAGCAAGCCAGGGUUAUGGCUUCAUCACAUGUUGCCAGACAAGGAGAGCAAAGAGGACCACCGGUACAGGCAGUUUCUAGGACCGACGAAUUGUUCAAUUCACAACCAGAUCAGAACUGGCGUCCUACUUCGCGAAUGCGGGGAAGUCUUUCAGGUCAGCAGCUUACUGAUGACGUUAGGCAGCGGUUAAUUAUGCCAUCAUCACAAGAAGCUCAAAAUUCAAGACCACAAGGUCCACAACCACAGCCAGGCCGAACAACAUCUCAACUGAAUGUGCUCAUUGCAAACAGUAGAAAUGCUCAUAAUCCUCCGAGACAGUAA
Messenger RNA from Vicia faba (fava bean), 2487 nucleotides. Lineage: Eukaryota; Viridiplantae; Streptophyta; Magnoliopsida; Fabales; Fabaceae. The record is from the annotation of a GenBank genome assembly.